AUGGAAUUCUCGGGUGGUAAAAGAGAUGUCGUAGAUCCUGAAGUUAGAGCUUAUGUGAAUAGUUUGGUUACAGCAUUGGGAGGGAGCGGAGCAGAUGAAGAUGGACGAUACGUACUAGGAGAUGAUGCAUUGGCAUGUUUACGAGAUCUCAAGAAAUGGUUGAAGCUCUAUGAUGAAAAAGCAAAUCGAUUAGACGUCGCAAGAUGUCUCGCAGAAUCCAAUUUAGUGGGAGGAGAUCUUCUACAAAUCCUCGCAGCAUGGCCCGAGAAUGCCACGGACGAUCGAUUGAAAUCGAAGAUUGCUUUGGCAUGCCUGGAAGUCUUGGUACCAUUAACUUGGCCGUUAGAAAAGAAUAAGGAAAUGACGGUUAAUCAUCAUCGACAUAUACCAUAUUUAGAGAUUGCGCAAGUAGGAUAUAAGAGGUCGAUUCUUGGGUUUGAUGGAGCGAGAAUAUUACACACUGCGGUUAGAUGCGCGCUGCCGGCAAUGGCGGAGGAUAUUGGGGACCGAAGUACAAGAGAUCAGGGCAUUAUUAAAUUGCUUCUAUACUUUCUGCGGAACAUUGCCAUGAUUUCACCUCCACCAAAUGGUCAAUAUGAAGGUGAUGAAGCGGAAAUAUCGAGGUCCGCAACAAUCGAUGCUUUCGACUAUCAAGAUAUAUUCCAUCUUCUUUUAACGUUAUCUUCGACCAUGGGGGAGGAUUUCAAUACCCAAGAUGUUGUGGUCAUGGACGUUAUCUUCCAUUUGAUUAAGGGAGUGGAUGUCGAGAAAUUAUUCUUCAGCGAAAAGGCAAUGGAUAAUAGUAAGACGGAUGAACUAAUCAGACUACGAAAGAAGGAACAAGCAAUGCUCCGAAGUUAUCAAACAAAUGCUCCCACGAGGCAUAAUCGAUUCGGAACAAUGGCUUGGAUGCAAAGAGAUGACGCGAAAAUGACAACGAUUUCUGGCCAGGCUGCUUUAAGAACCGGUAGAGGAGGACUGGACAAGAUGGAUAGCACUAAAAAGUUUAAGCCACCUAGAAGAGCGGUCAAAGGAGAAAGUGGACCGCUGGCCUUUGAUAAUCCAGUCCCUCUCAAUGCAUCAGCAACCAAAAAUUUACGAGCAUUUGUCGAAGAGUUCCUCGAUUCCGGUUUUAAUCCACUCUUCACACAUAUCAGAAAGGCAAUUGAUAGAGAAGCUGAAAGAGUUCUUGAUUAUCAUCACCGACAGUUUUUCUAUCUCAUAUCGUGGUUUCUUGAGGCCGAAAGAGUAAGGAGGAAGAAUAAAAAACCUUCUAAAGCUAAAGUGCCAGAAGAGGUGGAUAGUUUUGCCCUCGUUGCUAGUGUUCUCAACCAAGAGAUGUUCAUUACGCUCAACAGGGCGAUGGAUUUCAAUUAUGAGAACAAGAAUUGGUAUGAUUUAAGUGCUGGUAUGAAAUGUUUCACGCAAAUCCUCCUCACGGUCCAUGAAAUGGCAGACUCGCGUCUUGAAGAUGAUCAGGAGAUUGCAGAAAAUAUUCUUGCUCGCAUAUUUUAUGAAGACACAACUCACGAUCGAGUGGCGAUGAUUACUCGGACAUAUAAAGACCAAGGAUUUGGUUAUCUAGAUUCUUGUACAGAGCUCACGCACAAUUAUAUGCGUAUCCUGGAACAAUACUCUAAACAGAAUGUGGAUAUGCAAGUAAGAUCUCGAAGACGCACGAGGACAAAGAAGAAGGCUGCGAUAGAUGCAGGUGAGGACCAAGGUGAUGACAAUAUAGUUGACGAGUCUGAGGGCGAUGAUGAAGCACGAGCACAGAAAGAAUCUUCCGAGCGAAAGUUUGAUUACAAACGCUUUGCAGCUAAAUUUCUUUCACAAGGAUGUAUUGAUACCUUUGUAUCAUUCACGAAGUUCUAUCUUGAUCUCAAACCAGCGCAAUUAAAACGAGCUCAUCGAUUUUUCUAUCGGGUGGCUUUCAAACAGGAUAUGAGUGUUAUGUUGUUCAGAGUGGAUAUCAUCCAUUUGUUCUAUAUGAUGAUCAAAGGUCCUGGGGGACUAGAUCCUCAAUCUCCCUGUUACAAAGAAUGGGACGAAAUGGUAAAGCAACUUUUGAAGAAAUGCACCAGGAAAAUUCAAGAGCGACCAGAACUCGUAGUGGAAAUGCUGUUUUCUAAAACCAAUAGCACUGCGCAUUUCAUCGAGUACGGCUAUGUAAAGCAGACAAUAGCGGCCAAUCCCAGAGCUGCUGCGGAACUAGAAGUCAAGGGCGGAUUGGAAUGGGAAGAUCAGAUCGGUGUUGCUGUUGGAGCCUUGCUUGAUAGGAAUGAGGCAGAUCAUAUUGAAUGGGUCAAGUCACAAUUAUCCUCUGCGGAGAGUGAGAGGAGGAGCUGGGAGGCGGCGAAUCAAGCUUUGCAAUCCGUGGAGAAAGAUCCUUUUGCGGAGGAUGAAGAGACCCCUGCAGCGGAGGUGGAACCACCAAAGGCUCCCACCAUACUUCUCAACCCAGAUAACGACGAUCGGAAAAAAGCCAUGUUUAAAAAUGGUUAUUUGCGCCUGUUAAUGAAGCUUGUCGGACUCACACAUUUUGGAGCUGCUGAUGAUCCAGAUACCUCCUGGAUUGUCCCGUCCUCAAAGUCCGCAGAUCAAAUCAAAGAAGCCCUUGAUUUAGUUAAAAAAUUUGAGUUCGCCCCACCAACGUUUGACGAUGAUAAAGGGGCACUUGAUCAAAUCAGAAGAGUAUCUGCUGGCAUGAAUAGGAAACGCGCGGUAUUUGAUGAUGAAUCAGAUGAUGGCAUUGACGACGAUGAAGAGGAACUACUCUUCGAACCUGGCGGGCCAACAGCAGUGAAGAAAUCUGAUGCACUAAAGGCUCUAAAGAAAAAUCGAAGAAGACGCAGAAAUGAAGGAAGCAAAGAACCCGAAAGUCGCGGACUAACGAAUGAACAAAUAGAAGCACGUGCAGCAGCUAGGAGAGCAAGGGAGUUAGAGAAGAAUCGUAAGAUUAAGAGUGAAUUAUAUGUCCGUGACAGUGAUGAGGAUGACGAGGAAAAUGAUCGAAUUUUCUUCGAAGCGGAGGAGAGAUUGAGACAAAAGAAUAAAAUUAAUAUUAUGAAGGAGUUGUUAGGGGUUGGUCAGCAGAAGGAAAAUGGGAAGAAGAGAAUGGCGGAGAAGGAGGCUCUGGAGACGGAUACACCGAUUUCAAGUCCUCAUCGAUCAGCGCAACCGAAGAGACGAAAAGUUUCAAGUGAUGAUGAUGAAUCGUUGAAGAAAAAGGCAACGGAGAUAGAUGAUGAGGAUGAAGGAAAUAUCGUGCCAGUGGCGAACCCAAGGAGACCGAGAGUUAGAGCGGGCUUUAUUAUGGAUAGUAGUGAUGAUGAAUGA
Sclerotinia sclerotiorum 1980 UF-70 is the source of this 3339-nucleotide messenger RNA. RefSeq lists its product as hypothetical. The coding region runs from base 1 to 3339 and encodes 1112 amino acids. The transcript has 4 exons. Gene Ontology annotation, biological process: replication fork arrest; DNA repair; DNA replication checkpoint signaling. Lineage: Eukaryota; Fungi; Ascomycota; Leotiomycetes; Helotiales; Sclerotiniaceae. The record is from RefSeq and is a predicted model, not a curated record. Gene Ontology annotation, molecular function: DNA binding. Gene Ontology annotation, cellular component: replication fork protection complex.